AUGAAUCCACGUUCUCAAGUAACAGCCGCGGCUGUAGCUUAUGGGCAAGCUGUCAUCGAUUUAGUUAAUGCCGUUUCUGUCGGUCCUACCGAUGCCACCGGACCUGUCGGUCUCACCGGCCUUACUGGUCCUUCCGGCGAGACUGGUCCCACCGGUGCAACCGGCCCCCGCGGCGCCACCGGCCCCGCCGGCCCUGCCGGCCGUGAUGGCCGUGACGGCUCAACCGGACCAACCGGCCCCCCCGGCGCUGUAGGCGCCACCGGCCCCCGCGGUGCCACCGGCCCAUCCGGCCCCAUCGGCGCUACUGGCCCUACCGGCGCUACCGGCCCUGCCGGCCCCGGCGGAGCUGUUUUGGAUCUGAUCGGUGAUGUUAAUGGAAAAGUUGCUGUGAUGAUGGAUGACAUGAUAGAUACUGCUGGCAUCUCUGUUUGGUUUCAUCUAAAUAACUGUUGGAAGUUGGCUUCAAGGUUUAAGCCGUGCUUGGUUACUGGUCCUGUACAGAACAGAUUUGAUUUUGUUGGUUGGGAUCAGAUUAGCAUUUUACUAAGCAUAGGUACGAUUGCGAAGGGUGCAGCACUAUUACAUCAAGAAGGGGCAAGGGAGGUUUAUGCUUGCAGCACACAUGCUGUCUUUAGAAGAACUGGUUAA
Zingiber officinale is the source of this 648-nucleotide messenger RNA. RefSeq names its product collagen alpha-2(XI) chain-like. The record is from RefSeq and is a predicted model, not a curated record. Bases 1 to 648 code for a protein of 215 amino acids. Lineage: Eukaryota; Viridiplantae; Streptophyta; Magnoliopsida; Zingiberales; Zingiberaceae. The transcript is spliced from 5 exons.